Miniopterus natalensis is the source of this 957-nucleotide messenger RNA. The record is from RefSeq and is a predicted model, not a curated record. NCBI's taxonomy places the organism in Eukaryota, Metazoa, Chordata, Mammalia, Chiroptera, Miniopteridae.
AUGGGCCUGCCCCUGCUGCUGCCCCUGCUGCUGCCCCUGCUGCUGCCGCCAGCGUCUCUGCAGGCUGGUGGCUCCGCAAAAUGCACUUCAAACUCUGACUAUGAAGUCAACCAACCAAAGCACCUCUCAGCCCCGCAGGGUGGCUCCAUCGACAUCCCCUUCUCCUUCUGUUUUUCCUGGGAGGUUCCCAAGGAUCCCAGAGUGCGAAUAUCCUGGAGAUGGAAAGACUUCCAUGGACAGUUCAUCUACAACACAAGCCCGCCUUUCACCCAUGAGGAUUUCAAGAACCGCCUCUUCCUGAACUGGACAAAGGGCCAGAGGAGCGGCUUCCUCCGAAUCUCUAACCUGAGGAAAGAGGAUGAAGCUCAGUACUUCGGCCGAGUCCAGUUGACCACACAGGGACUCCGCGAGAUGUUCUGGCAGUCCAUCGAAGGGACCAAACUCACCAUCACCACAGCCAGUGAGAAAACCACCGAGGGCCCCACCAGCACCCCGACCCUCACCACAGAUGGCCUCGGUGUCUCAAGAGACAAAAGGAGAUCUGGGUUUUGGCCCUUGAGUAUGGAAGCUGUAGUCAGCAUGGCAGUGGCCAGCACUGUGCUCAAAAUCACAAUUUUGGGACUGAUAGUCUACCUCAGGUGGAAGAGAAGCAAAGGUCGCAGAGGCCCCUACAAGAGAACCAGCCUGAUGCAGGUUUUAACUCUUUUCUGCCCAGCCUCUAACACAGUUCCCACCCUUUCCUUCCCAUGCAGGGGAUCCUUCCAUAACACUGAGGAGAAGUAUGAGAACAUUGGGCAUAAAGGACAACAUAGAGACUCCAAGCUGGACCCAAAGGUUGAUGGCAUCCUCUAUGCCUCCCUUGCCCUCUCCAGCCCAACCUCACCAUCAGCACCUCCCAGCCACCAUCUCCACAAGAACCCCCAGGAAGAGACCGUAUACUCUAUCCUAAAGGCCUAA